UUGACAGGCGGACUUUUACUGCAACAAUUUCAGUUUUUUUUUUUAUUCCCCUACUUGGAUACUUUUCGAUAAAAGUUAUUUUUUUAAAUGUAUGUGCUAUUUUGUAGUUAUAUUUAUUAAAUUGUUAUUUAAGAACUGACUAAUUUGUUCACUGAGGAGCAAAGACUUGAGUAGGCACUUUAUUCUUGUUUUUUUCCCAUCUAUUUAUUUGCGAAAUGAAAAACGAACAAUGUUGUAAUAUUACCAUUGCACUUACUGGCACUUGGAGAUUGUUGUCAACAUAAAUCAAAAUUUGCGUUUCAGCAAAAUGUGUGGUUGUGUAUGUAUUUGUUGUUUUGAAAAUGCAGUUGGUCGUGUUUUAUUGCGUCUAACGCGAGAAGUCAUGAGUCGUCCGUGAUGUCACGCGAGAGUUUAGCUCGGCAACCACAACAAAGAAGCCACAGGCAAAUGUAGUCCAUGGCAACCCAAGCUUAAAAAAACAAUCUAUCGAAAUUAACCAGAGGUGGUUUCUUACCCAGAAUGAAAGUUCGCUUCUGGAAUUUACACGUUAAGGCAGUGUGGUGUGUCAGUGUUGGACUGCGAGCAGCAGCAACAGCAGAGCUGGGCCGGAACCAUGAGUCUGAAUGGCGCUGGUGCCACCAGUGAUGCGUGCGGCGGGACGAGAGCUGCAAGUGAAGGUUACCGGGAGCAGCGGCGGCGCUCCAGUGACCGUUCACGUGAUUCGUCCCACGAGAGAGGAGAGAAUCAGCUCACCCCCUGUAUUCGGAACGUAACAUCGCCCACUCGGCAGCAUGACCGAGAACGUGGUGAUGGCGGCUCAUCCUCCAGAUCCUCCAGUCCACGUCCCCCACGGGUUUCUCUUCCCUGUUCAAACAUUGGAGGCGCUCUGUUUGCGGGACACAUGCCACGGUCCUUUGGUACUGCUGUUGGUGACCACCACCCCAAGACCCUCAGCCAAGGAUCAUGUGAUAUGAUCUAUGUGUAUGACCUCAGCAGUAAAGAGGUUCAUCGUGGCGGUCUGCGAGUCGGAGAGCGAGUGACUCUCAUUGUGGAUAAUACGACAUUUGUGGUGGAUCCGGCCAUCUUCACAGCUCAACCCAAUACCAUGCUUGGCAGGAUGUUUGGCUCAGGGCGAGACAACAAUUUCACGAGGCCCAAUGAAAAAGGAGAAUUUGAAGUCGCUGAUGGUAUCAGCUCCACUGUGUUUAGAGCAAUUUUGGAUUACUACAAAUCGGGGAUAAUCCGCUGCCCUGACGGCAUUUCCAUUCCUGAGCUGAGGGAGGCAUGUGACUACCUGUGUAUCUCCUUCGACUACAGCACCAUCAAAUGCCGAGACCUCAGUGCCCUGAUGCAUGAGUUGUCAAACGACGGGGCCAGGCGUCAGUUUGAGUGUUACCUGGAGGAGAUGGUGCUACCGCUGAUGGUGGCCAGCGCACAGAGCGGAGAGAGAGAGUGCCACGUUGUGGUGCUGACCGAUGAUGAUGUGGUGGACUGGGAUGAAGAGUACCCUCCGCAAAUGGGAGAGGAGUACUCUCAGAUUAUCUACAGCACCAAACUGUACCGCUUCUUCAAAUACAUUGAAAACCGAGACGUGGCCAAGUCGGUGUUGAAGGACAGGGGACUGAAGAAGAUCCGAUUGGGAAUAGAAGGCUACCCGACCUACAAAGAAAAGGUCAAGCGGCGCCCCGGGGGUCGUCCAGAGGUCAUCUACAACUACGUCCAGCGCCCUUUCAUCCGCAUGUCGUGGGAAAAGGAAGAAGGCAAAAGCCGUCACGUGGACUUCCAGUGCGUCAAGUCCAAGUCCACCACCAACUUGGCCGCCGCUGCCGCAGACAUCCCCCAGGACCAGCUAGUAGUCAUGCACCCCCCGCGUCCGCAGGUGGACGAGCUGGACGUGCCCCUGCAGCCAAAUGCACACGAGCCUUCCCAACUGCUGCCGUCGGUUCUGGGCGUGGAGGGCGUGGCUUCUCAACGAGUUCAGGACAACCAAAACCUAGUCGCUCACGUUGUGGCACCUGGCAACCCGCAACACACUCAGGCAACUUACCGCUACGAGGCCGACCCAGACCCGCCCUCGCCCUCUGCAUGACACCCGUCCGUACUACACAGCUAGUACAGGUCACCUUUUCCGCAGGAUUUGCACCAUGAGCCUUCUCAGUUUGGAGGUGGCCAACGUUUAUUUGAUAUUGUUGAUUUUUUUUAGCUUGAGUGGGGCCCUUUUACACUGUUAGUCCUCUCACUGGUAAGACCACAUAGUUUGACGUAAAAUGUCUUCUGCGAGGGUGCUCAUUGUCCUCACUGGGCAAGGCAAGGCCACUUUUUAUUCAUCUAGCAUCACAAGUUACAUCACCUCGUUGAUGCUGUUGUUCAGAUGUUAGAGCAGCACUGUGCCACAGUAAAGCACACACUGGCCUUGAUAAGAAACGGCCCUCUUCUGCCCUCUUGUGGCUAAACAUCAUAUUGCCUUGUCGCAUCUUGGCUGGGGCUUUUUCCCUCCUGGACAGCACAUACACUGGGGUCACCCACCUUUUGUUACGUUUAGACCAAAGCCAAGUGAUUUGUCAAUACAAGACUAGAUACUGAAAAGACACUUCUUUAUGUGGCUCUUUUUAGCUGGAUCAGAAAGUGUGUACUAUAUAUUAAAUGUCAUCAUGAUCUCUUCAUUAGCAGCUUGAAAGGUUGUUAGUGAUGGGAAAAUUCAUCUUUAUAUGAACCAAUUGUUGUACUUUUUGACUAAGAAAGAAAGAAAGAAAGAAAGAAAGAAAGAAAGAAAGAAAGAAAGAAAGAAAGAAAGAUUUAAGAAAUGGUGAGUGUGCUUUCAGCCUAAUGUUGAACAGAGUGCCAUCUAGAACAGUGUUUCCCAACCUUUUUUCAUUCACGGCACACCUCAUUGGAAAAAAUCUCGAGGCACACCACCAACAAAAAUCUGUUAAGUGUUACACCAGCUUCUACAUUAAAAUCUGUUAUAUAUAUUACACCAAAAGACGUAAAGUUCUAUUCCUAUAUAUGUAUGGAGAAUCGAAUAAUUGAAUAAAAAUAAAUACUAAAUAUUCUUUCAA
This is a messenger RNA of Syngnathus typhle (broad-nosed pipefish), 3059 nucleotides long. RefSeq names its product BTB/POZ domain-containing protein 10-like. Bases 614 to 2089 code for a protein of 491 amino acids. NCBI's taxonomy places the organism in Eukaryota, Metazoa, Chordata, Actinopteri, Syngnathiformes, Syngnathidae. The record is from RefSeq and is a predicted model, not a curated record. The transcript has 8 exons. Gene Ontology annotation, biological process: positive regulation of phosphorylation. Gene Ontology annotation, molecular function: protein binding. Gene Ontology annotation, cellular component: cytoplasm.